AUGGGGACCACCGGAGUUGCAAGCAGCGCCGGCACCUCGGUGCUGUUCAACGAGAAUGGCGACGCCCCCGGACGCUACGACAUCUUCCAGUACCAGCUCACCAACACCAGCAGCCCCGGCUACAAGGUCAUCGGCCAGUGGAUUGACCUGCUCAAACUGGACGUCCACGCCAUGCAGUGGGCGGGCGGCUCGCAGGAGAUCCCCGUGUCGGUCUGCUCGCUGCCCUGCUUCCCCGGCGAGCGCAAGAAGGGCGUCAAGGGCGUGCCCUGCUGCUGGCACUGCGAGCAGUGCGAGGGCUACCAGUUUCAGCUGGACGAGUUCAACUGCCAGCUGUGCCCCUACGAUCGGCGCCCCAACGAGAAUCGCACGGGCUGCCGCGACAUCCCCAUCGUCAAGCUCGAGUGGCACUCCCCGUGGGCCAUCAUCCCCGUGUUCUUCGCCAUCCUCGGCAUCGUCGCCACGACCUUCAUCUUCGGCACGUUCGUGCGCUUCAACGACACGCCCAUCGUGCGCGCGUCGGGGCGCGAGCUCAGCUACGUGCUGCUCACGGGAAUCUUCCUCUGCUACGCGAUCACCUUCCUGAUGAUCGCCACGCCCGGCGUGGUGCUCUGCUCAUUCCGCCGCCUCUUCCUCGGCCUGGGCAUGUGCAUCAGCUACGCGGCGCUGCUCACCAAGACCAACCGCAUCUACCGCAUCUUCGAGCAGGGCAAGAAGGCGGUGACGCCGCCCAAGUUCAUCAGCCCCACGUCCCAGCUCGUCCUCACGUGCAGCCUCAUCUCGGUGCAGCUGCUCGGCGUGUUCGUGUGGUUCGGCGUCGACCCGCCGCACAUCAUCGUGGACUACCACGAGCAGCGCGCGCCCGACCCCGAGGACGCGCGCGGAGUCCUUAAGUGCGACAUCUCCGACCUCUCCAUGAUCUGCUCGCUGGGAUACAGCAUCCUGCUCAUGGUGACCUGCACCGUGUACGCCAUCAAGACGCGCGGCGUGCCGGAGAACUUCAACGAGGCGAAGCCCAUCGGCUUCACCAUGUACACCACCUGCAUCGUGUGGCUCGCCUUCAUCCCCAUCUUCUUUGGCACCGCGCAGUCCGCCGAGAAGAUGUACAUCCAGACGACGACCCUCACCAUCUCCAUGAGCCUCAGCGCCACCGUGUCGCUGGGGAUGCUCUUCUUCCCCAAGGUCUACAUCAUCGUGUUGCACCCGGAGCUCAACGUCCAGAAGCGCAAGCGCAGCUUCAAGGCCGUGGUCACGGCCGCCACCAUGUCCCAGAAGCUGUCCCAGAAGUCGGGCGAACGCCCCAACGGUCAGGCGAAGACGGAGAUCUGCGAGAACGCUGCCGAGCCCAACACCGACCCGGGAAAGAAGGCCACGUACAUAAACUACAGCAACCACACGGGUUAGACGGCGACAGACAAGAGGAUGUGAACGGGGGUCGUGGGAGGGGAAGGGAGCCAGUGAGAGAGAUGACCCCCUGCCGAAGCCAAGCACAUCCCCAAAAAAAAGUUUACAAGAAAGGCGAUAAAGGCUCCGCGCGUGGUCUUGGAAUCUAAAGCGAAAACAAAACAAAAAAACUUUGCGCUCGACUCUCGGCCAAUCAAUCACUCGGCCGAUCAAUCACUCAGCCGAUCAAUCACUCCAAUCAUCAUCGACAGCUGCAACCUCCUCCACCUCCCAAGGUGAGGUGGGGGCCUGGGCCUGACUAGCUUCGCACACCUGGGUGGUGGCGCGCUGACGGAAGGUUCCGCUUUAGCCUUGAAUGAACCCUGGAGUUCAUUCAGAAGAAUGAUACUCCUACUACUACUAAAACAACUACUAACAACAACAACAACUGCUAACGACAUCAACAACAACUUCAACAACGACGAUGGCGACGAAGAAAAAAAACACUUUUACAAAAAAAAAUCCGUGCAAUGACGUUGCUAUUUCUACGUUGCUCGUGUCACGUGCACCCGCGCGAGUCUCUUCUCCUCCACGAGAGGAGGAGGAGGAAGAGGAGGAGGAAGAGGAGGAGGAUGAUGCACGCGGAAGAGAGAGACGGUGGCGAUGUCGCCAUGAUGGCUGGGUUCCCGUGGGUCACAAUGAGAUAACGCAACAACAACAACAACAACAACCGUGGGUCACAAUGAGAUAAAGCAACAACAACAACAACAACCGUGGGUCACGAUGAGAUAAAGCAACAACAACAACAACAACAACCGUGGGUUACAAUGAGAUAAUGCAACAACAACAACAACAACCGUGGGUUACAAUGAGAUAAUGCAACAACAACAACAACCGUGGGUUACAAUGAGAUAAUGCAACAACAACAACAACAACCGUGGGUCACAAUGAGAUAAUGCAACAACAACAACAACCGUGGGUCACAAUGAGAUAAUGCAACAACAACAACAACCGUGGGUCACAAUGAGAUAAUGCAACAACAACAACCGUGGGUUACAAUGAGAUAAUGCAACAACAACAACCGUGGGUCACAAUGAGAUAAUGCAACAACAACAACAACAACCGUGGGUCACAAUGAGAUAAUGCAACAACAACAACAACCGUGGGUCACAAUGAGAUAAUGCAACAACAACAACCGUGGGUCACAAUGAGAUAAAGCAACAACAACAACAAGAACCGUGGGUCACAAGGAGAUAACAGCAGCAACAACAACGGUGGGUCACAAGGAGGUAACAGCAGCAACAACAACGGUGGGUCACAAGGAGGUAACAGCAGCAACAACAACGGUGGGUUACAAGGAGGUAACAACAACAACAUCCGUGGAUCACAUUGAGAUAACGCAACAACAACAACAACCCAACAGGAGUUAAAGUGAAAACAAAAUAGAUUUGGUGGAAAGAUAUUUUUUCAAAAACCACACCAACAAAGAAUCCUCCUUUGCAGCGCAACCUGCUCGCUUCUCUCUCACCCCCCCCCCCCUCCUGCUCCUCGCGAAUUCACGGCAGCCUCUAUCGCCGGAGCGGAGCGAACAAAGCUGGGGAUGGUGGUGGGACCACGUGAGCAGCCGGCCGCCCGCUGCUUCGCUCGUCUCGAAGAUUUCGCUCGCUCGCGAUGCUGUUCAAGACUGAUGGAGAGAGGUCGGGGAAGUGGCGGCGGUGGGUUGUGGGAUGGGGUUUUGGCGGUGGGUGGUGGGUGGUUGGUGGUAAAGAGGCGUGAAAACGAAGGCACACGAAUGGAAAAAAAAACGUUCUCCAGCUCGAACUUGCAACGCCGGAUUUUUGUUACAUUUUCUGCGUUACUUCCGUUUGAGGCGAUAACCGAUGGAAGUUCUUUUGGAGAGAGAGAGAGAGAGAAAUAAAAGAUUUUACUCCAGAGCAGCGCGCGCUGGGCCGUCAACAAAAGGCAAACAUUUGUUACUGAUAUAGAGCAACCGCAUUGCAUUGGGGUGGUGGUGGCGGUGGUGGAGUUUUGGGCGCGAAGCUUCUAAUGUGGAGGAAGAUGCUUGAGUCAAAGGAUGUUUGUCAACAGGGGGGAUAUUGAAACAAAUAUAUGAUUAUUACACGAUUAAAGGGGUAAGAGAUCAACAGAGCGAGAGAGACACUCUAUAUCCCAGUGUAAACAGCAUCCGUUUACAUCACCCUGCCUGAACCUCGUGAUGUCGUCUGUGACCUCAUUUUAAAAAGGUAUUGAGUCGAAAUUCGUUUCCGUUGCUUCCUCGAGGUGCCCGAUUGUCAAAAAUGCCAGUUCCUUUAAAGUCGCGAUCCGCUCACCAGAUUGUUCCAAGUUUCUCCAAUUUAAACGGGACACAAACGGGGGGGGGGUGGGGCUGUCCUGGCUUGAGCGUGCGAGAAAGCGAGACGAAAAAAAGAGAGAAAGACCAGCUAAUGUGGAAAUCUGGACUGGAUUAAGGACUCUGGACUGGAUUAGGAUUCAAAUCUGGACUGGUAUCUAAUGUAGAAAUCUGGACUGGAUUAAGGACUCUGGACUGGAUUCGGAUUAAAAUCUGGACUGGAUUCGGGACUUUGGACUGGAUUCGGAUUCAAAUCUGGACUGAAAUCUAAUGUGGAAAUCUGGACUGGAUUUAGGACUCUGGACUGGAUUCGGAUUACAAUCUGGACUAGAAUCUAAUGUGGAAAUCUGGACUGGAUUCAAAACUCUGGACUGGAGCCUUAUUCAAAUCUGGACGUAAAUACAAUGUGGAAAUCAGGACUGGAUUCAGAACUCCGGACUGGGAUCAGAUUCAAAUCUGGACUGAAAUCUAAUGUGGAAAUCUGGACUAGAUUCAGAACUGAUGGUGGGGCUGGAAUUUUGAAAACCACCGAACUCCAAAGCAUUUCUAUGUGACUGCAAAAUGAAAAUGACAAAAAAAACUAACCCCCCCGCCCCCAUCCAUGAUGAAAUUCCUGCUUGCAUUGCCUGUUUAAACCAUCCUCGUUAAUGUUUUCUAGAUGUUUAAUUGGAACUGAGAUCUGCUGUACAGUCUGUUUCUGGUCAAAGUUUGCGUUGUACCCAAUUGCUGGCAAAUGCUUCUUCGUGCUGUGCUGUAAGACAUUUCACAGAAUAGAGAGUGGUGGUUUUUGUCACUGUUUUAUUGCGGGCUGCCAAAUGGAAUGAACAUUUUUAUAAAUACCACUUGAAAUAAAAAUGAUUAUGUUGAAGCUG
Lethenteron reissneri (Far Eastern brook lamprey) is the source of this 4602-nucleotide messenger RNA. Its product is annotated as metabotropic glutamate receptor 7-like. Gene Ontology annotation, molecular function: G protein-coupled receptor activity. NCBI's taxonomy places the organism in Eukaryota, Metazoa, Chordata, Hyperoartia, Petromyzontiformes, Petromyzontidae. Gene Ontology annotation, cellular component: membrane. The record is from RefSeq and is a predicted model, not a curated record. Gene Ontology annotation, biological process: G protein-coupled receptor signaling pathway.